AUGGGCUCCUUGGACACCACUCAGACGUUCUGGUCGAACGUCGACAAGUAUCUCAUGACAACGGGCGUUCCUUUCUCUCCAGUUAUUAUCACGAAGGCUCGUGGCACGCGCCUUUAUGAUGCCAGUGGCAAUUCAAUUCUCGACUUUACAUCCGGCCAGAUGAGUUCCCUGCUCGGCCACUCCCAUCCUGAGAUCGUGGAAGUCGUAUGCAAGUAUGUCGCCGAACUGGAUCACCUGCUCAGCAACAUGAUUACCCCUCCGGUCGUCGAUCUCGCUGAGCGGUUGGCUCGCUUUCUGCCAGCCCCGUUACAAAAGUCCUUCUUCCUGAACACCGGAUCCGAGUCGACCGAGGCGGCUAUCAAGAUGGCCAAGUGCCAUACUGGCAACUUUGAGAUUAUCGCUUUCUCCGCCAGUUAUCAUGGUCUCACCCAAGGCUCUGGCUCUGCCACCUACUCAGCCGGGCGUAAGCGGGGUGGACCUUGUACGCCUGGCCAGCUCGCGUUCCCUGCCCCAUACGCCUAUCGCUCACCUUUCCGAAAGACCGAUGGCUCAUAUGACUGGGAAACCGAGAUGGACUAUGGAUGGUCCAUGAUCGACCGCCAGAGCGUUGGCUCUCUCGCUGCGUUUAUUAUGGAGCCCAUUCUAUCCACGGGGGGUAUCUUGGAUCUACCUAAAGGAUACCUGAAGCGCCUGUUCGUCGAGUGCAAGAAGCGCGGCAUGCUUACUAUCAUGGAUGAAGCACAGACUGGUGUCGGUCGCACGGGUCAAAUGUUUGCUUUCGAGAAUGAAGACGUGGUGCCCGACAUUCUCACUCUCUCUAAGACUCUCGGCUGUGGACUGCCCCUUGCCUCUGUGAGCACGACUGCUGAAAUCGAGCAGGGUUGCAAGGAAGCCGGGUUUCUAUGGCUGACAACUCACCUUAAUGAUCCCCUUACUGCCGCUGUUGGCAACAAGGUGCUCGAGAUCGUUGAGCGUGACAAUAUCUGCCAGCGUGCUGCUAAGCGUGGCGCUCAGCUGCGCGAGGGCCUUAUCAAACUCCAAGAGAAAUAUUGGUGCAUUGGUGACAUUCGUGGCCGCGGCCUUCUCCAGGGCAUAGAGAUUAUCUCUGACCCCAAGACACGGGCCCCUGGCUCUGACCUUGGCCAGGCUGUCUCCGAUCGCGCUAUGGCUUGCGGUCUCUCCUGCAAUGUUGUAAAUCUCCCGGGUAUGGGUGGUGUCUUCCGUCUCGCACCCUCGGUCACCGUCACUGCCGAGGAGAUUGAGGAAGGUCUUCAAAUUCUUGAUGAGGCCUUUGGGUACGUUUUGAAGACUAUAAAGGCCUAA
Molecule: messenger RNA, 1323 nt
Organism: Penicillium verrucosum
Lineage: Eukaryota; Fungi; Ascomycota; Eurotiomycetes; Eurotiales; Aspergillaceae
Product: aspartate aminotransferase family protein
Exons: 1
Coding region: 1-1323 (440 amino acids)
Cellular component (GO): mitochondrion
Molecular function (GO): pyridoxal phosphate binding; transaminase activity
Source: RefSeq, a predicted model, not a curated record